Messenger RNA from Penicillium pulvis, 777 nucleotides. Its product is annotated as Rab family GTPase. The record is from RefSeq and is a predicted model, not a curated record. The transcript is spliced from 3 exons. Gene Ontology annotation, molecular function: GTPase activity; GTP binding. Bases 1 to 777 code for a protein of 258 amino acids. NCBI's taxonomy places the organism in Eukaryota, Fungi, Ascomycota, Eurotiomycetes, Eurotiales, Aspergillaceae.
AUGUCCGAAUCAGCGGGCGCGAAUGCCCCCAAGCCUAGCAGCAGUGUCAAGCUCGUGCUGCUGGGAGAGGCUGCCGUGGGAAAGUCCUCUCUCGUCCUUCGGUUCGUCAACAAUGAUUUCCAAGAGAACAAGGAGCCAACGAUCGGCGCCGCCUUCCUUACACAGAAAUGCACUCUCCCCUCGCGCACAAUCAAGUUUGAGAUCUGGGAUACCGCAGGCCAGGAACGGUUCGCCUCGCUCGCCCCGAUGUACUACCGCAACGCCCAGGCCGCCCUCGUGGUCUACGAUGUUACCAAGCCCUCCUCGCUGACCAAGGCGAAACACUGGGUGGCCGAACUUCAGCGCCAGGCUAGCCCCGGGAUUGUCAUCGCCCUCGUCGGUAACAAGCUGGACUUGACUAACGACGGAGGCGAUGCCUCCGCUGCUCAAGAUGUCGAGUCUGAGUCGACUGCCCCCGAGAGCGAUGGAGCGGCUGGCGAGGAAGGAGAAGAGCAGGAUGCAACUCCCGGCGAUGCCCGCAAAGUGUCGACUCGUGAGGCUACGGGUUAUGCUGAAGAGGAGGGGUUGUUGUUCUUUGAGACCAGUGCCAAGACUGGAACCAAUGUGGUGGAUGUGUUCACAGCCAUUGCCAAUGCCAUCCCAGAAAGCAGCUUGAAGACCGGCCGGGGCGCCGCUGGAGCUGGCCAGACUGCAUUGGGUAGCCGCUCCGGAGAAGAUUCUCGGGUUAAUUUGGGUGACCGUAAUACUGCGACAGCCAAAGAGGGCUGCGCUUGUUGA